Molecule: messenger RNA, 2028 nt
Organism: Fukomys damarensis (Damara mole-rat)
Lineage: Eukaryota; Metazoa; Chordata; Mammalia; Rodentia; Bathyergidae
Gene: Luc7l
Product: LUC7 like
Exons: 11
Coding region: 432-1394 (320 amino acids)
Biological process (GO): mRNA splice site recognition
Cellular component (GO): U2-type prespliceosome; U1 snRNP
Molecular function (GO): mRNA binding
Source: RefSeq, a predicted model, not a curated record
CCGGGCGCCGCCGCAUCCCCGAAACAACAUUUCCCAGAAGGCUGUGUGCCGGUGUGGACGUACAUCCUCCCGGCGUCCCCCGCGGCGGGAAAGAGCUCCGCGAGCUCGAGCCGCCAACUCUACCAGUUUUCGUCGCCGCUGCUGUUGCUGUGGCCUUCGCUGUCCAGAGAGGAGCUGUCGCGGCCGCCCCUCCUGGCCAUCAUGUCCGCCCAGGCGCAGAUGCGUGCCCUGUUGGACCAGCUCAUGGGCACAGCUCGGGACGGUUCAGUGUAUCUUUGCCUGCCUACAUCAAUCUGCAAGGGAGUUGCAGAAAAGCCUCAUGUUCAUCGAGCCGAGACGAAACCAGACAGAGGGUCAAGUUUACAGAUGACCGUGUUUGCAAGAGUCACCUUCUGGACUGCUGCCCCCAUGACAUCCUGGCUGGCACGCGCAUGGAUUUAGGAGAAUGUACCAAAAUCCACGACUUGGCCCUCCGAGCAGAUUAUGAGAUUGCAAGUAAAGAAAGAGACCUGUUUUUUGAAUUGGAUGCGAUGGAUCACUUGGAGUCCUUUAUUGCAGAGUGUGAUCGGAGAACUGAGCUUGCCAAGAAACGACUGGCAGAAACACAGGAAGAGAUCAGUGCAGAAGUUUCUGCAAAGGCAGAAAAAGUACAUGAGUUGAAUGAAGAAAUAGGAAAACUACUUGCAAAAGCUGAGCAGCUAGGAGCUGAAGGAAAUGUGGAUGAAUCUCAGAAGAUUCUUAUGGAAGUGGAGAAAGUUCGUGCAAAGAAAAAAGAAGCUGAGGAAGAGUAUAGAAAUUCUAUGCCCGCAUCCAGCUUUCAACAGCAAAAGCUGCGUGUCUGUGAGGUCUGCUCAGCCUACCUUGGUCUUCAUGACAAUGACCGCCGUUUGGCAGACCACUUUGGGGGCAAGUUACACUUGGGGUUCAUUCAGAUCCGAGAGAAGCUUGAUCAGUUAAGGAAAACUGUGGCUGAAAAGCAGGAGAAGAGAAAUCAGGAUCGCCUGAGGAGAAGAGAAGAGAGAGAGCGGGAAGAGCGGCUGACUAGGAGGUCUGGAUCAAGAACCAGAGAUCGCAGGAGGUCACGCUCCCGGGAUCGCCGUCGAAGGCGAUCAAGAUCCAACUCCCGAGAGCGACGGAAAUCUUCCCGUUCCCGUUCUCGAGACAGAGAUAGACACCGGCGCCACCGCAGCCGUUCCCGGAGCCAUAGCCGGGGACACCGCCGGCCUUCCAGGGACCGGAAUGUGAAAUACAAGUUCUCCAGAGAGCGCAUGUCGAGAGAGGAGUCCUGGGAGUAUGGGCGCAGCGAUCGAGGGUCCACUGACUGGAGGCUGGAGAGCUCCAACGGGAAGGCUGCUUUGCGGAAGUCAGAGGAGAAGGAAGCCGGCGAGAUCUGAGCCCCUGUCCUGGCACUGUAAAUAGUCUGAGAGAUGUUCAUCAUAGCCUAAAAUCACCCUUUAUAUUUGCUGAAUACAACUCAUCUUUUGUAGUUUAAAUUUCUGUUGUUUGGAGCUAGCUGUGAGUUUCUAGAGUCAUGCAGAGUUGCUCCUAUAUGUUCUGGGGUUCUAUUGCAUAGGAAUAAAUAAACCUGGCAGACUGCCUUCUGACAGCAGAAGUGGGGUCUCUGCUGUCCUCUGCUCCGUGGCGCUUUGCCAGGACUUUGCCAGUGGAGACAAGGACUGGUGCUUCCAACACCUCAGAAAACCUACUGAACUUUCUGGCCAUUUUGACUUCUGGCAUCUGACAUAGGCAACAGCCCUCCCCAUACACAACUUUGAUUGAGCCAAGUACAUGGGCCCACCUGGCCCAUCCCAUAUCCCAGCUACUUCAUCUCUGCCCCUCGGUGCAAAUUAGAGAGCAGCCUUCCUUAGGGAGCAGGGAGAGUGCCACGUUCCUACCCUGGUCUUUACGAAGAGCUGUCUGGUCAGAUUCUAGCUCAGACCAGCUGCACUGCAGUUCCCCUUUGAAAUUACUUGGUGGGGAGAAAAGACCAGUGGAAGCUCCCGACCCAACAGCUAAUAGGUCCUCAGA